Syngnathus typhle (broad-nosed pipefish) is the source of this 3033-nucleotide messenger RNA. It is a transcript of the gene vsnl1b, whose product is annotated as visinin-like 1b. Lineage: Eukaryota; Metazoa; Chordata; Actinopteri; Syngnathiformes; Syngnathidae. The transcript has 4 exons. Bases 305 to 880 code for a protein of 191 amino acids. The record is from RefSeq and is a predicted model, not a curated record. Gene Ontology annotation, molecular function: calcium ion binding.
CUGUGAUGCGUUCAGGCUCUCGUGGUCCGUCCGACAAACAACACUGCUGCUGCUGCUCCUGCUGUUGCUGCACCUCUUCAUCGGGAAUAACCUCGAGGAGAAAAACCAUCACACCAACGUCGGCAGUCGGUUCCUGUGAAAGAAACAUUGCAUUGCGCACCUCCCUACCAUCACCAUCUCCUCAAUCAACCCUCCUCCUCCUCUCCUCCUCCUCCUCCUCAGCCUCGCCGCCACCGGAGGGGAGUUUUUCCUGUGGACUUUGCAGGGUGAGAAGAACACAAUAGCAGUGCUAUAAGCAGCAACCAUGGGAAAGCAGAACAGCAAGCUGACACCCGAGGUGAUGGAGGACCUGGUGAAGAACACGGAGUUCAACGAGCACGAGCUGAAGCAGUGGUACAAGGGCUUCCUCAAAGACUGCCCCACCGGAAGACUCAACCUGGACGAGUUCCAGCAGCUCUACGUCAAGUUCUUCCCAUACGGUGACGCCUCCAAGUUCGCACAGCACGCCUUCCGCACCUUUGACAAGAACGGCGACGGUACCAUUGACUUCCGAGAGUUCAUCUGCGCUCUGUCCAUCACGUCGCGCGGCAGCUUUGAGCAGAAGCUCAACUGGGCCUUCAACAUGUAUGACCUAGAUGGAGACGGCAAAAUCACCAGGGUGGAGAUGCUGGAGAUUAUUGAGGCCAUCUACAAAAUGGUGGGCACGGUGAUUAUGAUGAAGAUGAACGAGGACGGCCUGACACCGGCGCAGCGGGUGGACAAGAUCUUCAGCAAAAUGGAUAAGAACAACGACGACCAGAUCUCGCUGGACGAGUUCAAGGAGGCGGCCAAGAGCGACCCGUCCAUCGUGCUGCUGUUGCAGUGUGACAUGCAGAAGUGAACCCCGACAUCACUCGGCCCAUUUGCCCCUGCCAACCCUCUGCUCGCUCCCCAAAUCCUUCCCCGUCACCCUGCUUGCAUAUACAACACACAAACAUACACACUGGACAGCUGUUUAAUUGUCUCAUUUCACAGAGGUUUAAAAAAAAGAAAAAAAAAAAGCUUGGACUCUUUUUCAAUGGACUCGCUUCUUGUGGUCGUAUGCAUGAGAAAUAUGUCAAAUAUUGCGGAAUCAUUUUGAACCUAGCGAUAAGAUAAUGCUACAUUUCUAUUUCAGAAGAUGUUGUGGUGCACCGUAAAUUCUCCGCACACAAGCACUCAUCCAGCUUGUAUAUGGAUGAAGUCGAAUAGCCGGGUACUUUGUGACACGUCCGAAGGGAAGCGGCCAUAUUGCUAUCGGGGAAACAGGCUGGUAUUUGAAUUUGGUAUUGACUUUGCUCUUUUAGGGCAACCCAUCCAAGUUUCCGGCCAACAACAAUGACGAAAACUUUUGUCUAGUACUCGGUAGCUUGUUCUAAUUUGGUAGCAAAAUUUCAAGGGAGGGUCUUUGAGGGAGUCCAGGAAAUGGCCUAAACUCUAAAAUAUCCGCUUCAAAUCAAAAUGGCGGAUUUCUUUACCCUUUUGGGUAUUGAGGUUGUUUUUGAAAUGAUACGCCAACCAAAUUUGUUGUUCUGCUUUCCCCCCCUACUAAUAUGGCGCCUCACAUCACGAGACGUGUGUGGAGAACCUUUCGGACCGGUGUUCCCACCAGCCAGCCUUCCCUCGCAAGUUGUUCACCGCUGCAACUCCCGUACUGCUUUCAGUAAUCGUAAAUAAAAACAAUAAGUCCUCUGAUAAUUGUAACGAUAAGUGUCUCUGGCAGCCGGCCGGGCUUGUAGAGCUCGUGGAUGAUAGAGAGAUAUUCGCACACGAGAGAAAAAGUAUUGCAUGCCUAUAUUACGUGUCAAAAAAAAAAGAAGAAGAUAUAAAUAUAUAUAAUCUAUUACCUUUUUAUUUUUUGCAUCGAUGGUGGUUUUAAAAGAGGAAACCCUCUUGGGAUUCAUUUCGUAUUGUUGCAUGGGAUGUACAGUGUAAGCUCACCUGAGGUGGGAGCAUGCUUCCCUCCGCGUUCAUUCACACAAUCGUAUUUCUUUCGGAUUUGUUCAAAAUUUGUUUAACGUCUGACUGCUACAAUGGAGGAUUAGGGCCACCCGAAAGAAAAAUAAUUAUACUUCCAGAAUGAAGUGGGAGAGGGAGAUGGUUGUAUUUAUUCAAGAAAAAGUCUUUAUUUGACAAAAUAUGCUGAAUAUUAUUUUUUGAAAUAAAAUACAACUUUACUUUGAAAUGUGAAUUUAUUUUAAGAUUCCCUAAUUUUUCCGAAUGAUCAAAUAUUUUCUGUUUUUCAAUAAUUAUUUAUUUAUGAUUCUUUUUCUUGAAAAUAAUUAAAUACUUUUUUCCUUGUAAUACUAUAACUUGUUUAAAAAUAUGACUUCUGAGAGACGUCAUACUGUAUUAUGCUUUUAGGAAAUAUCACUUAAUUCUCAACGUAUAAUGUCAUUUUUUUCAGCGUGGCCCUAAUUUAUACUCCAUCGAUUACGAACACUCGUGGCACACAAUUGGCUGCCUGUUUGGUUUGUUUACACAACACAUGUUUACAAAGAGCACUGCUAUAAUAAUCAAAUGAUCUCCAUGCUGAGAGUUUCCUAAUGAGAGGGGCUCAUAUUCCAAAGCAGCGGCAGCAAAAAAAAAAAAGUUUACUGAACACACUGCAUUCCAGCAUUAAAAUUGUUUUCCAGUUUAAGUUUUUGUUUUGCUUUUUGAAUUCAAUUUUCUGGCACAUUAGGAUUCCCUGUUCCCAGGCUAUGCAAGGAUGGACUGACUGCUUUGUGAGUCCACAUGUUCAAUGGUGGACGUGGCAGAAGAGCUUCCCCAGCAUAAUCUUGAUUAUUAUUAUUAUUAUUAUACUGUCUGUAUACAAUUCAGUCCAGCCUGACACCACGUGGAGAUCUUUAAUGUCAAGUAAAUGUUUCUAUCAAAUCUGAAAACUCAUGAUACAAUUGACUGUAUUCUUUUAUACAUGUGGCAUGUGUUGCACCCCUUAAACAAACAAAAAAAAACUUGAUUUCUGUUGUGAUUAAAAUCAAUAAACCACAGAUGGGCUUUUUUCAAAACAUA